Linnemannia hyalina is the source of this 1581-nucleotide messenger RNA. Lineage: Eukaryota; Fungi; Mortierellomycota; Mortierellomycetes; Mortierellales; Mortierellaceae. The record is from the annotation of a GenBank genome assembly.
AUGCCACCAAAGCUGGACCCCAACGAGAUCAAGAUCAUCUACCUCCGUGCCACCGGAGGAGAGGUCGGAGCUUCCUCCGCUCUUGCCCCCAAGAUCGGUCCUCUCGGUCUUUCGCCCAAGAAGGUCGGUGAAGAUAUCGCCAAGGCCACCCAGGACUGGAAGGGUCUCCGUGUCACUGUUCAGUUGACCAUCCAGAACCGUCAGGCUGCCGUCUCGGUCGUCCCCUCGGCUUCGUCCCUUGUCAUCAAGGCCCUUAAGGAGGCCCCCCGUGACCGCAAGAAGGAGAAGAACAUCAAGCACAACGGCAACAUCUCCCUCGAUGAUGUUAUCGAGAUUGCCCGCAUCAUGCGCCACAAGUCCUUGGCCCGUGAGCUCUCCGGAACCGUCAAGGAGAUCCUCGGAACUGCCUUCUCGGUCGGAUGCACCGUUGAUGGUCAGAACCCCAAGGACCUCGGUGACUCCAUCGAUGCCGGUGAGGUCGAGAUCCCUCGGCUCCUCCAGACCUUGACCAACGGUCUCUCCCAUGAACAAACACACAGCUUCGCCUUUUUCCCGACCGGCGCCCUCAGGAACCUAUUCUCGAUCAGCAAUGUAACGCGACGAUUCUACACCCCAUCCUUCACAACAUCGCAACUUCAACACAUCUCCACAGGCGACAGCAGCAGCAACGCCAGCCUCACCCAGAACGACUCUGCAAGGUUGGAGGAUAUCGAGAAGCGCAUCAGACCAUCAAGGCCUACCCGCGGACAUUACCACCUGUUGAGUCUGAAGCGCCCCCGAUGGACAGACGAGGAAAAGGAUAUGCUGCUGAAGUUUGUCCGCCAAGGAUACUCUUCCUACGACGUCCACACCCAUUUCCCCCUCCGAUCGAUCUGCUCUCUCGACACUCGAAUCGCACAACUUCGCACGGAGGAACAGAAGAAGGGUACCAUCGUCAAGAAGCCACGGCUCAGCACUCAAAAGUCGGCAUGGGGCAUCAAGGAGGAUGAGUGGUUGUUAAAGCGACUGGAGGAAUAUGGAUUCAAGAACCACGAAGAGAUUGAUGUGUCCUGGCCCGAGAUUGCGAAUGGGACUGUGAAUGGCAAGAAGUUGGGACGGACUGCGACGUCGUGCAAGAGGCGGUGGGCUAUCAUCGAUCCUUCAAGUGAGAGGCUGCACGGAGUUUGGUCCAAGGAGGAGCUCGGGAGACUGGAGAAGGCCGUUCGAUCUCAAUUGCCAGAUCUAGCGAGCGUGGCUGCAGAGACGAAAGCCGAUUCGACCGUGGCACUCAACAAGCUCGGACUGCCCCUCCAUGGGGACGAUAUGAUGACGAUGGACUGGGACGAGGUAUCAAAGGUUGUUGUGACACGAUCUGGAGUGCAGUGUCGGAGUCACGCGUACAAGACCUUGGCGAGCGGCGUGGAGGGCAAAUGGAACGAGUUUGAAACCGAGCGACUUGUGAAGGGCGUUGAUGACUACGGCCAUGACUGGCACAGGGUCGCGGCAGUUAUUGGAACCCGGUCGGCUUUCCAGACCCGGCAAAAGUACUUUCUUAUGGUGGCCAAGAGCAAGGCUAAGCAGGAGGAGCAACAGAAGCAGUAG